AUUACAAGCUGCCAUACCUCCACUGUUGCGCUCAUGCGUACGCGUCAGGCCCGUCUGAAACGCAUAAGCAAGAUCAAUAUCGAGUAGAGGAAUCCACCGGACAUGGCCGCACCGGAUGAGCGCAGCAACGACGAUGACGCGAGGAACCCAUCCCCAAGACCCCGCAAGAAGCAAAGGAAGCAAAGGCCUUGCUAUAGCUGCGAUGAAUGUCGCAGACUAAAAAUGAAAUGCGAUCGACAGGUGCCCUGUUCAAAUUGUGUUCGCAGGAAUCGAUCGGAAAUGUGCAAUAGGGUUGCGACUGACCGGAGGGCACCUUUUCGAGGCUCAGACCCACAGUCCAGACGACAGCAUGGCACAGGGGAUAGUUCAUUACCAACAGCAUUGGAGGACCGUUCCCGUAACACUGAAAUGCUAGCUGAAUCACAUCCAAACCAAGACUCGCAGCAACAGCUGUUACAUCCCGCAGAAUCAUCAGGAGGUCAAUCUUUAACACCGGUGCCACUUUGUCACAACGACCGGGACAACCAUGGUUCUUCAAACCUUCUGUCCCGUGCAAUCGAACCGUACAAUGGACAGGAACAGCCUUCACAGAUAUCACCGCCGGUGCAUACCUACGUCUACAGUAUUCCGACGGGAGCAAGUGGAUCCAGUCACCCUGGCCAGCAAUCUGUCGAUGAUGAGCAAGACGGCUCUCAUGGCACCCUAAUGCUGAGCAAAGGGGGGAGAUCAAAGUAUCUUGGCCCUACCGCUGGUAGCGAAUGGCUGAAAGACUCGGAGACUCAAGAUAUUCAUGAUAGCCCACUAAACACGCGAGCUCCUUCUCCAGUCAUCCCUGAAGUUUCAGUCCAUCCGCAGCCCGGUGGGAUAGGGCUAUCGGCCUUUCCAUUUCAUGCCUCGACUGCGUAUAUCAGCACUCAUGAUGUGCUCUCACGCUUGCCUCCAAAGGAUGAAGCCUGGACCUUGGCCGAAGCAUACUAUCGUUACUGUGCCUGGCAUCAUGACGUAGCACCCAAAGAUCGUUUUGAAAAGACCUUUGAGCGAGUAUAUUCGCUUGCGAGUGGAAGCGCCGUAAUUCCACCGGUUGACCCUCAAGAAAUUGCGCUUGUGUUCAUAAUCAUGGCCCAGGGAACUAGGUUCAAUAUUGAAAUGCCCAUCAAUGAUCCGUCAGCCGAUGAAUGGUUGCAUCUCUCGGAACAGGCAUUGGUGAAGGGAAACUUCUUGUCCAACAACACAGUUGCUGGGCUUCAAACGCUGCAUUUGAUGGCUCACUGGCACCUGCAAUUGGAUAAAGGGAGGCGUGGGGAUAUUGCCUGGCCACUUUGGGGCCUCGUUAUGCGGUUGAUUCAGGCAAUGGGUAUGCACCGCGACGGCGCGCGCUGGAAUCUACCAGAGGAUGUGGUAGAAGAACGGCGGAAGGUUUUUUGGGAGUGUAAUGCAGCUGAUACUUUCCAGGCGCAUUGUUUUUCAAGACCAUGUGCCAUCAACCCCGAGCAUUGCGAUACGGCAUUUCCAUCUGAACCUCUUAACUCGAGUGGGGAGAAAAGUUAUUAUCUUCAUCGGUUCGAGCUAUCUCAACAUUCAGCUGAAAUCCUCAAUAUGGCAAUGAAAGUGCGCAAACCGCCAUAUUCAGACGUGCUCGACCUGGAUUCAAGACUUUGCGAAUUCGAGCGCAGUCUCCCCUUCUCCCUGCGUAGUCGCGCAGCAUAUUUAGCUAUGCCCUCUCGAUAUCCUCAACUAGCAGCUGCCAUCGAAGCGUCUCCCGAACCUUCACUGAGGUCAAUGGCUCACUCAUUCCAGCAAAUGAAUCUUGCUAUAAAUAUUUCCGAAACUUUUAUGAACUUGCAUCGCCCUUAUUACGCAAAAGCACUUUACGACGAGGAAGGCGAUGGCUCCAGAUCCAUUUAUGCGCCUUCAUUUCUUACCGUUAUUGAACGUUGUGCAAUGAUCAUAUCACUUGUAAUGGAUAUACACAAAAGGUUUCCAGCUGUUAGUCUUAGACAAUGGAAUCUUUGGUAUCACGUAUUUGGUUCCGCCUUAUGCUUAGGAACACUUUUGCUACGGGAUCCGACAAAUGCCAUGUCGGCAUUCGUGCUUUCGCAGAUCGACGCAGCUGUUGAUCUUUUCACUUCUCUCAUCCAACAUGGUGCUGGCUCGCCACGUUAUAACCGCAAUCUUGAGUGGCUUACUAAACUGCGUGCCCGCGCAUCGUCGAAAAUGGCUUCAUCGUCGCAGGUAGCUGCAGUCCAGUCGAAUCAUGACGAAAAUCAGCGAAGAGGUGAUGGAGAUGUCGAUGAUAAUGAGGAUGUGGAAUUGCUUGGUUGGCGGACGAGGCUAAUUGAGCGGGCGGGCCAGGAAAGUCCCUCGGUCAAAACAAUUCAUCUCCCAUCGACACCAAACGCCGUCAAUAGCUUGAACCGACAUCAUACAUCAGAUCAAAGCGAACCAAGGGGCCCGCCAGGUCAGAUGAGAGCAACGGAGACACUGCUUGGUUCCGCAAACCCUGCGGCAAUUGUCCACUCGACGGACGAUCUAUUGCACGAAUUCUGGGAUCCUAUGCUUUUACAGGAUAUCUUUGGUAAUCUUCAGGAUCAACCAAAUCUAUCUAUUAAUAGCGGAUCGGCCUGGUGGGCGAGUGAUACGUCUGGUUUGGAUGUUGCCUCUUGGCCACAAGAUGAUCGCCAGGCCGAGCAUUGAUUUGGGGAAGAUUUAGUCGUAUCUAAUAUCCCUAGCCAUGGAAAAGUAGAUCUGCAACUCUGCCGUUCUCUAUUGCUAUGACGACCUCUGGAAUUGUUUCCACAAAGCCAGGAAACUUAGUGAUCACUGAUUUUGGUGGAUUCCAUGAUAGGCGAACCGUUAUCGUCGAAGUAAACAGGUACAUUGUUUCGAAAGGAGUAUUGUAAU
Molecule: messenger RNA, 2901 nt
Organism: Aaosphaeria arxii CBS 175.79
Lineage: Eukaryota; Fungi; Ascomycota; Dothideomycetes; Pleosporales
Exons: 17
Coding region: 103-2694 (863 amino acids)
Biological process (GO): DNA-templated transcription; regulation of DNA-templated transcription
Molecular function (GO): DNA binding; zinc ion binding; DNA-binding transcription factor activity, RNA polymerase II-specific
Source: RefSeq, a predicted model, not a curated record